Siniperca chuatsi (mandarin fish) is the source of this 1879-nucleotide messenger RNA. It is a transcript of the gene gins4, whose product is annotated as GINS complex subunit 4 (Sld5 homolog). The transcript has 8 exons. Gene Ontology annotation, biological process: double-strand break repair via break-induced replication; DNA-templated DNA replication. The record is from RefSeq and is a predicted model, not a curated record. Bases 204 to 869 code for a protein of 221 amino acids. Lineage: Eukaryota; Metazoa; Chordata; Actinopteri; Centrarchiformes; Sinipercidae. Gene Ontology annotation, cellular component: GINS complex.
GCGAGAAGUACUCCAGUGGCGCGAAUAAACAAGGAGUUUCUUCAGUAAAUACACGCUGCUGUUUAACUAGUGCUUGUCUCUUCAGUACAAGUUUCUGAGUUAUACCGUUUGAAUCGCUAUACAUUUUAGUUUAAAAGUUCAACAUACAGUUUGCGUUUCGGUUAAGCUCGUUAUUUUCUCUGUUCACUUCGUAAAGGAAAACUAUGUCGGACGCUUUGUCUGAUGACGGCAACCAAGAUGACAGUCAGGAGGAUGUUAUGACCCCGGCGGAGCUGAUCGCUAAACUGGAAGAAGCUUGGCUGAAUGAAAAGUUCUCACCGGAGCUGCUGGAGAACAAGUCAGAAGUGGUGGAGUGUGUGAUGGAGCAGCUGACUCACAUGGAAGCCAACUUGCAGCGGGUGAAGAAAGGUGACACGAAGGCCAGCAUCCAUCGCAUGGAAAUAGACAGGAUUCGUUUUGUGCUAAGCAGCUACCUGCGCUCUCGUCUGCAGAAGAUUGAAAAGUUUUUCCCACAUGUCCUGGAGAGAGAAAAGUCUCGAGGUGAGGGAGACCCGUCACUGCUUUCGCCCGAGGAGUUUGCCUUUGCCAAAGAGUACUAUGCCAACACAGAAACCUACCUGAAGGCUGUAGCACUGAAGCGCAUGCCCUCCAACCUGCAGACGGUGGAUAUGCUCAAAGCAGUGCCUGAGCCCUGCUUGGACUCCUUUGUGUUUCUGCGGGUGAAAGAGAGACAGGAAAACAUCUUGGUGGAGCCUGAAACAGAUGAUCAGAGAGAGUAUGUUGUGGAUCUUGAAGAGGGCUCUCAGCAUCUAAUGCGGUAUCGAACUAUAGCACCACUCGUUUCAAGUGGAGCUGUGCAGUUAAUUUGAAUGUCGAGGUCUGUCUGUUGGCGUGGAUGUUUUUGGCUCCUGGAGGUCAGAAAAUGAGCAAUGGCAUGCAGAUUAACCUGCAGAGAUUACAUCUGGAAAUGCACCAAUCUUUCUCACUGUUGUCAGGAUUAAGGACUAACUUGUGGCACGCAAACACAGACAUUUGUGGCGCCAAGCCUUCGAGUCAUUUGAGAGAAGUGCUUGCUGACGAAUGAACCCUAUUCACAAAACCAGCUUUUCCAGUGCUGUGGUGUUAUUUUUGGAUCUUUUUAAUCGCGUCACAACAUAAGUUUGGUUACAUAAUCAUAACGUAUUGUGGUGUGUUGGUGUCUGCGAGACUGGUAAAUACAAGUCUAUCUAAUCUUCUAAUUCAUCAUUCAUUCUGUUACUUUAUCCAGAUGACUCACAUUAUUGGACUUUUCCCUCUGCUGCUCAAUAACAAGAUGCAUCAAAUGACCCGAAGGUGAAAUUUCAUCAGUUCACUUGGCAUCAUGGUGCUUAGCAUCCCAAGGCGCACGUGUCAGUGUGCAUGUAUGUUUGAAAGAACGUUUCUUUUGAUCACCAUAUUCAACACCCCUCUGCUUCACAAGGUUAUAGUUUAUUUUGAGUGUGUGUGUUUAGUUUUACCCUAAAAGGAUGUGUGGAAUAUUGUCUUCUCUGAGACAUAAUUGUUGUAAUAGCAUUGUUAUGUAAGAGUUUCAGAGGAAGCAAUCAGUGCUUAUUGUUUGCCCUCACAAAUUGCCCAGUAAUUGGAAUUAAUAAGGGACUGAGAGAGUGGGCUUUGCAACUGACUGUCAUCUUUUGAACUGCACUGCUGAUCUAGCUAAUAUGGAAUCCUGUAACCCAGUGUUAUUGGGAGAAUAGGAAUAAUACACAACAGACAAGUAUUUAGAGUGCAUGAAUGCUAUUAUUCAUAUUAAAAUGUUGGAAAUGAAAGCAGGGUUCUUUUAGACCUUGAAAAUUGAUUUGAGAAACGUUAAAAAACGAAAAUAAAAAAACGUUUUUCAAUG